AUGAGCAGGGUCUUGAGCAGAGCAUAUGGUUCUUCACAGACUAAUAGGCUUAAAGCACUGCUUUUCCCGGGUCAGGGGUUUCAGAAGCUUGGAAUGUUGAUUCCAUUUCAUAAGAAGUACCCAGGAAUUGUCGAGCCAAUACUGGAAGAGUUGGAUGAAUCGCUGAAAGAACGUAUAUCAGUGGCACUUAUAAAUGAGGCAGGGGUCUCAGGACCUGACAAGGAAAGUGUCAAUUUGACUUCGAAUGCCCAGCCACUGCUUCUUGCUGCUGGAUAUGCCAUUUACAAAAUACUCGAGGCUUCGCAGCCCCAUGUGCAGUAUGGAUACUUCUUGGGCCAUUCGUUAGGUGAAUACACAGCUUGGACAGCUGCCGGAAUCCUGCAAUUCUAUGACUCGGCAUGGAUAGUUCGUCAACGUGGGAAGUCAAUGGAGGCUGCCACGGAUUUGUUUCACUCAAAAACGAAUAAACAGACUGGCAUGACUCUGGUAAUGCUUCCGCCAGCCGGUACUGAACAUCUGCAUAAAAACGUUCUUGCAACUUCACUUUUGACAUCGGCCGUGGAACAAAACAAGUUGGUCGAUAUAGGGAAUAUAAAUUCCAAGUCGCAAAUAGUACUUUCUGGAGUCAAGGAUGAGAUCAAGCUGUUAAUUGAGCAAUUGAACUCAACAUCUGAGUUUAUAGAAAACAAGAUCCGACUGCGUACACGAGAUUUGACAGUUUCUGGACCAUUCCAUUCCCAAAUAAUGACCCCUGGACAAGAAACAAUGCAGUCAAUUCUAGACACAACACUUGCUACAGCUGCCAACCGUAGCCCACUCACGUGGCAUUGGCCACCAAAAACACCCAUUAUCUCCAACAUCACAGCGAACCCAUUUCAGACCCUUGACGAAGUACAAGCUAGUGUCGUUGAUACUCUCACAAAAACUGUGCAGUGGUCGGACUCUAUACAGUACGCGAACUCCAAUGGGUGUAAAACGUUUGUUUCUCUUGGUCCUGGUCGCAUUGGCAAGCAAACUGCCACUGAACUGUCCCCGGGCUCAGAUACGGUUUAUAUCGACACUCCUGAAAGCAUUGACGAGGUUCAUCUAUAG
Molecule: messenger RNA, 1092 nt
Organism: Sugiyamaella lignohabitans
Lineage: Eukaryota; Fungi; Ascomycota; Dipodascomycetes; Dipodascales; Trichomonascaceae
Gene: MCT1
Product: [acyl-carrier-protein] S-malonyltransferase
Exons: 1
Coding region: 1-1092 (363 amino acids)
Biological process (GO): fatty acid biosynthetic process
Cellular component (GO): mitochondrion
Molecular function (GO): [acyl-carrier-protein] S-malonyltransferase activity
Source: RefSeq, a predicted model, not a curated record